Messenger RNA from Cyprinodon variegatus (sheepshead minnow), 1806 nucleotides. RefSeq names its product SH2 domain-containing protein 7-like. Gene Ontology annotation, cellular component: cytoplasm. The transcript has 8 exons. The record is from RefSeq and is a predicted model, not a curated record. Lineage: Eukaryota; Metazoa; Chordata; Actinopteri; Cyprinodontiformes; Cyprinodontidae. Bases 195 to 1673 code for a protein of 492 amino acids.
UGUUCAACAGCCCUCAGCUCUCUUUGUUAUGCAAAUGACGACUGUGCCGUUGCCUAGUACCUCUGCUUUCCAGCCCAGUGGAAAAAUGUGUGUAAUUGUAAAUGUCAUCUGUCUAUAUCUCUCAGUGGGGGGUCACAAUCAAACCAUUUUCAGUUGGAGAUUAGAGAGGUUCAGAAGCUGAGAGGAGAAUUUCAAUGUUUGCUGCGAUGACACCAGGUUCAAAUCACACACUGGCAUUCACAAGGACAGGAUUUGAAAGGAAUUGCUGUGGACUGUGCCAACAUCAGAAAUCCAGAUCUGAAAAUAUUUGCUAUUUUUCACAUUCAAGACCAAGGGAGGAAAAUCAUACAAAGUCUCCUGGCUUUAGGACACGUGUGAAGUUUUGCUUCAAGGACAGGUUGAGGAUGGAGCAGAGGGAGAGGAUUGGGGAUCCAGCCGCUGAAGUUGCAGAGGGGAAGCUCAAGGAUUUGGCCUCCAAGUGGUUCAUAGACACCCAGCUGCCUCUUAUUGUCAACAACGGACUCUUCCCUAACUGGUUCCUGGGCUUCAUCAGCAGAAGAGAUGCUGAGGACAUGCUCAGAGAAAAGGAGUUUGGCUGUUUCCUAAUCCGACUCAGUGAUAAAGCUAUCGGCUAUAUUCUUUCUUACAAAGGCAGAGAUCGAUGUCGACACUUUGUAAUAAGCCAGAGUGAGUCGGGACAGUUUGCAGUCUGCGGAGACACGGAGGGACACAACACUAUGUUUGAUCUAAUAGAACACUAUAAAACAAAACCCAUCGAGCCCUUUGGAGAGUACCUGACGUCUCCGUGCUUUGGGGAUCUCAGUGAGGACCUCUACGACACCAUCAAGGUUGCCCCCAAAGAAAAACCAGAGGCUCCUCUUCGACCGGUGAAGAAAGUACAUAAGCAACAGAUUAACCCGGUUCCAGAGCAUCAUCCAAUGCCGGUUCCAAGGAGCAACAGAACUCAAGAGGAAGGACCACCUUUGCCACGAAGGACCAGACCUGUUGAGAGCAACUCAGUCAGUGACAAUGAUGGGGUUCUGUAUGCUCAGCUUAGGAAGCAAACACCCAGGGACGCACCUAGAGCCCGCCAACCCACCAAGGACAGGUCUCCAGGCAAAGCCGGGAGGCUGACUUCCAAGGAAAACAACAAUGGGAGGAGUAGUCCUCCAUCAGACCCUGAAUCUGUCUACUCUGAGCUCAGUAUGCUCGAUAGCAAGAGCAAGUCACUGCCUCUACUAGACAACAGCUCUGACAGCGAGCUGUGCUACAGACUGAGCGUUCCUCCUGACACACCACCAAGACUUUCCCCUAGGCCAGUCAGGCCGGCCUCCAGCAGCAUCUCUCAGUCUAAUAGCAGUCACAGCUUGGACGACCAGAGCGAUCAUUCCAUCUAUCACCUGGCUGGCGGCCAUAGCCCAACGCCCUCCGAAAAUGCAUCAUCCACAGAGCACCUCAGUGACUCCCUGUACGCUGAAGUGUCAAUCGAAGGCCCUGUCAUCGAUAACGACGGCACAUAUGAGAUCCUCCCCGACCACAAGGAGCCUGCUAAGCCCAAAGCCAGCAGCAACACUUAUGACCCUGAGGAGACAAAACGCAAAUCUAACACUGGAUCCUGGGGGAUAAAGAAUGACAAAUGGAAAUGGCUCUUCCCUGAGAUGAAGAAGAAAUAAGAAACCACCUAAGAAAAGAAAAUGUUUACCUAAUUUCUUUUGUUUAACACUACUUUGCUACAUGUGUUUUUUUUUUCACUUUCAAUGUACAUAUUUAUUUAAAAUGGAACCCUCGUCCAUCUAACUAAAUGUA